GGACGAAAAGUUUUUGCAAUAACACAAGCAUCUUGAUCUUCAUCAUUAUCAAAUUAUUUCAUCAAAGUGAUUUAUCAUGGGUGCAGAACAGCAAGAUCAAGCUGAAGUUCAAGUUUCUCUUCGCGUCGCUGGCGCGUCCGGCGAUGAGGAUCACAGCAACACUGCUCUCCAGAGUUUGCAUGAAGACGGCGUUACUCUAGCACGAAGAGUUGCGUCUCUAAAAAUUUGCAACAACGAUAUGUUGUUGCAAGCACGUCGCGCUGACCUUGAAGCAAAAAUCGCUGCGGAGUUAGACACUAUAGCGAUAACUAGUGUGAACUCGAAGGACGUCGAAAAGGAUUGCAUGUUGACCACAUGCAAAGGUGACCGGGAAGUGGGUUUGCCGCGUGAUAAAAAAGGGGGCAGCAGCAGCAGAGUUAGGCAGUUGGAGAGGCAGCUCGAUUUGGAGAGGAAGGCGUCCGCUACCCGUGAACUGGCGAAAAAUCAAUUACAAGAAAAAAUUUCCUUAUGCCGGAGCCCGUGAACACAUCGUACAGGAUUUUUCACGGAAGUAUUAAUAGAACAAGCUUGACUUAGUUCUCUUUGAGGAUUUUACAGUAGUUACUUCAUUCUUGUUCUUGAAAGAAUUCAAUUUUUACUAGCGCCAAGGCCGAAGCCGCAUGGCAUGAUACUUGGUCUAGUGAAAGUGCAGGUUAUUAUCAGCCACUUUUUUGUUGUCAGGAUAGAUAAGGAUACGGAACAAUCGAGAGAAAGACGAACAAUGCGAAUACGACCUGCAUUAUUAAUAUGCCUUUUCAUUUUCGGUCUUCGGACACGUGCGUAAGAAGUAUAUCUUGGACCACGACCGACUGAAACGCGAAAACGAGGAAUUGCAUACUCUCGUCAUCCGCUUACGGGAAGAAACACGUGUUUUGUCGCGUCAGGUCGCGACACUCGAAGCUCAACUUAUGUCGAAGUACGAGAAAAACAUCUUCCGCGUACCAGUAGCACUUUUCGUUUUCUCUGGUUGUAGUGUCGUUUCUUUCUGAAGGGAGGGGAGCGAUCACCAUCUCGAUUCCACCGCACACGACCCCAACAUACAACCAGGCGGUUAACGUGUACUAAAAAUGAAUCACUAAAAUCAUGCUCGUCUUUAAGUACAGCUCCUCCUCGACGAGAUAGAUGAUCAUUUUUCUUUUGAAGCAGGAGCACUUCUUCUAAAGAUAGGACAGUAGCGGGUGAAGAGGAAGCAGAUAAAAUCAUAGGCGAACGCCUUCGGGUGUAUGCCGAACGGGAACAGGAAAUUACUGCAGAACUGCACGCAACCAAGAUACAAUUGGCAUCCGCACACAAGGAAGUAGAGGAUUUGUGGAGAAAACUGAAAGACAGAAAUGGUAACAUUAUUUUUGAUGUCAUAAAUACUGAUAAGUGAACAGGCCAACGCCUAAACCACUAUAAGCAAACUGCGCAGUUGGCUUUCUGCUGAUUUGAAUAGCGUGACCUAUCAAGAUCGGUGUGUACCACGACAGUGCCAGUGACACUUAUAUAUACAUGUACCUCUCAUCUUGUUGCCGUUCUUUUCUUGCUAGGUCUUUGCUUCUUUGAUAGUUAGAGGCUUGCACUUGUAGUUUUCGUUCCUCCUUCUUCAUACAUACAUCACCGUCACCGAAGUUCUUGAAAAAAAUACGACGACCAGAUAGUGUCGAGGAGAUACGACGCAAGUCGGAUGAAACGAUGCGUGCAUUAAAAAGCCAGAUGGGAACCCUGUCUCUCGCGCGCGAACAAGACCUGUACAAACGAGAGGAUCUGACAAGGCAGAUUAAUGCUCUAAAAAUGCAACUCGAAAUUGCCAAGGACCAUUAGAGAGCCAUAUCGAAAAGCAAAACCUCUGCAAAAACUGCUUUACAGAGUAGCGUAGAAUUCAAAGUCAUCAUGCAAGACAACCAAAAUCUCGCGUUUUUAUUUGAGAUGUUUACCGGGAUCAACAAUCUGCUCAGUGAGCGACGUGAUCAUCUAGUCGUUGCAGUUAAACCCGGACAGUAGGCUGGGAAAAAAUACAGUAAACCUACUCGUGUAGUAUCCAAUCCGGAAACAACAACGAGGAAGAAGAUGAAUAUUUCUACUCGCUGCGUGUACUACAUCCUGAUGUACUAGAAACGGACCACCGGUAUAUUUGCUUGCAAUCUCAACUACAUCUGAGUCUGAAAGAACGAAAGUUUACGAUGGUGCUUCUUCGUUCUCAUAUUUUGUCGCUGCAAAUGAUUGAAGGCGUUGGCGGCCUAGCAAACAAUAACAUCUUCCCACUUGCGUUAAUACUUCCGAAAAUUUAUUGAAACGAACCACCACCUUCGUUUCAGCGAAGAGGCAGGCGCAGCGCCAUGACUACAGCAAGUUCAGGUAAAC
Amoebophrya sp. A25 is the source of this 2382-nucleotide messenger RNA. Lineage: Eukaryota; Dinophyceae; Syndiniales; Amoebophryaceae. The record is from the annotation of a GenBank genome assembly.